Guyanagaster necrorhizus is the source of this 1069-nucleotide messenger RNA. RefSeq lists its product as uncharacterized. The record is from RefSeq and is a predicted model, not a curated record. Bases 71 to 1069 code for a protein of 332 amino acids. The transcript is spliced from 12 exons. Lineage: Eukaryota; Fungi; Basidiomycota; Agaricomycetes; Agaricales; Physalacriaceae.
CGUCGCGUGGCCCACAUCAUGACACGCGCUGAGUUCCCACAAAUCUUAGCCUCCUUUCAAGAAAUCCACCAUGGCUUCCACCGAGCUUAGACAAGAAGAUUCUAUGCCCUUGAAGAAUCCUUACGCCUGGUCCAAACCUUUAGAGCCCGAAAUCAGCCUAGACCAAUUCCUAGCAAAGCAUCGACCCUCGAUGGUUCGAGACGACGGCACGAAGCCGGUCCACGCCCGUGAGGCCUCAACAGAUAGCACUGAGGAAGCUGAAACCGCUGCAAUCGCUGAAGCAGUCGUUAUAUUGAACGAAGCUACUGAGAGGGUCCAAAGCAUCCAGAACGACGCGUCGAUACCCGUUCGUUCCAACAAGAAAACAGGAGCUAAGAGCAAGAAAGAAGUCUGGGAGCAGAUUCAAGCAGAAGCCGCCGAGAAAUUGAAAGACAUAGCACUCAAACAUGGAUACACUUGCGGCAAAUGGCUUGUGUUUGCGUCGUCCGAAAAAGUUGAUUCGAUAUGGUCGAGCGUCGCCAAGUCCCUCGUAGACGGUCCUCUUUCGACAACCAUGGCAUUUUGCACCAAAGUGGCGACGUGUCCACCUGACGAAAAGCCCAACUAUCAGCAUGUCCUUUGCAUCUACAUGCCUAAUGUAUAUGAUAAAGAUGCAGUCAUAGAGGUUAUGAAAAUCCUGCUGCGACAUCAUGGGUUAAACCUUAGUGGUGUCAAGACAGAUCUAUACACUAACCCAAGUAUUGAUCGCAAGCACCCUUCCGGAAUCUCUUCUACGAUUUGGAAAACCACGUCGUUGAUAAAGGAUACGGAGAUCAAGGGAGGUGCCAUGACGUUCUUGAUCGAGUUACGCGAUGCAUAUUUCAACGAAAAGCCCAAGCCCAAACCUAAGUCUAAGCUCAAACUCAAGAAGAAGCAAAAUGAUGAUCCUUUUGCCUCUGACGACGAGGAGGGCAGGAAGGAAGAGGAGGAGAGAAAAGUGGAGCUCAAGAAGAAAAUGGCUGAGACAAGGAAACGAGAUGACAGCGAUGGCGAAGAGGAGAAGCCGAAGAAAAAGACGGCCAAGAUAUAA